Messenger RNA from Desarmillaria tabescens, 2622 nucleotides. RefSeq lists its product as uncharacterized. Gene Ontology annotation, molecular function: structural constituent of nuclear pore; protein binding. The coding region runs from base 47 to 2590 and encodes 847 amino acids. Gene Ontology annotation, cellular component: nuclear pore. The transcript has 9 exons. NCBI's taxonomy places the organism in Eukaryota, Fungi, Basidiomycota, Agaricomycetes, Agaricales, Physalacriaceae. Gene Ontology annotation, biological process: ribosomal large subunit export from nucleus; ribosomal small subunit export from nucleus; mRNA export from nucleus. The record is from RefSeq and is a predicted model, not a curated record.
GUCUUUUUCGAGUUGCACCCAACACCACACGUUCUCUCUCAACGCGAUGCCCGACGAUCAGGACGCUCUGAUAUCUCUCAAUAGCCACCCAAUAUUUUCUCUACCAAAAGAAUUCAGUGGGCCUCUUGCUCAACCGGAAUCUUCAUUGGAAUUAUCCACCACCACGCUGUCAAAGUUCAGAAAUGACAGCCCCAGUCAAGAUGGGCCUACACCAUCUGGACGACGACAAAUCAUGGUUCUACGCGACUCGGAUGUCAUAGUUGCUGCAGGAAAGGAAAUCAGGAUGACGCACCUAGGCGACGGAAAAUUCAGCCACAGUACUGAGAAACAUUACAAGACUCUGAAUACACCCAACCUGCAGUUCGAAAUACACCAUAUAUCCCUAAAUCCGGGCGGAAAACUCCUUGCUGUUGCAGGCGCAUCUCAAGUCGCGGUGAUUGUACUUCCACGCUCUGGAUUCUUGAGGCUGGUUCCCAACAAGUUGGAUUGCAAGUCUGUCCAAGUUGGUCAAUAUCAUCAUGCAUCAGAUAUUUCGCCGCCUAUUGCCAAGAUACAAUGGCAUCCUUGGGGAGAGGCUGGUACUACGCUGAUGGUCAUGACAGUCGACGGAAAGCUUAGAGAAUAUGACAUCUCAGUCGACGCUGAGGACCCCCUGCAAGUACUGUCCUUUGUUCCAGACAAGAAACCUGGGAGGUCAUAUCUUGCUGAAGACCCAGCAGAUCGCGAAGUAGCUUCUUUCGAUUUGGGCAAAGGGAAAGCCGACUGGGGUCCUUUAACAAUAUACGCCGUCAUGAAAUCCGGAGACAUAUAUUCCAUAUGUCCCUACAUGCCAAAAAACGCUUCCAUACCUUCUGCAUAUGUCCAUUCGUUGGAAUGCUUCAUCUCAGCAAAACUUGAACUUCUGUCCCGCGGAAGCACGUCUGCCGCGUCUAAAAACCUCAGCACCAUCUACGACUAUCAGCAAAAAUAUGUAUCGGCUUUGGUGAAACAGCUUCCUUCAGGCAGCGUGUUCCCCGCUACCUCGCGUUCCGUCCCCAUGCACCCGCCCACUACCAUGAAGGCGUCGCCCACGCGCCAGGGUCCGUUCUUAUUGCAACCUUCGCCACGGAUGCUAGAGCAUAGCGAUGGUGGUGAUGCGACAGAUAUAGCCUAUCUUGCCUUCGGUGAUAACAAUGAAGAGGAAGACGGAGGUGAGACAGAGCAUCUAGGCGUCGUGAUGAUUGCAUAUCAGGAUGGGCGUGUUGAUCUUUGUCUCGAUGUCGAAAAGGUGGAAGCCCGGUGGAGCAAUAAGUCAAGCCGAGGGUUACCUAUGCUCGCCGUAUAUGAGACCAUCGAUCUUGGGCUAGUUUCCAAGCUACGGUCAUUAUCCCCUCAACUCCUCGAUCUUCUGCAGGGUAAUCAUCCAGUAUUCGUCGUCGAUCCAAUCCACGACGAUACCAUAUACGUAUACCAUGCUCUUGGGGUCCACGCUCUGCACCUUGAGUCAGUACUUCAAAGUCUUGCUUGUGCCCUACGUGCCAACGAUGAUGAAGUGGACGCAACUCUAACCGAAGCGUUGCAGCAGUCGACUGUUACCAACGUGCAACCCAUUCUAUCCACCUUUUCAGUAGAGAAAAAGUGCUCCAAUCCAGUGGUGGCUGUUACCAUUCCCGACAAUGUCUAUCUAACCUACAGCAUCUUCAUUUUGACAUCUGCAAUGAGAAUCACAACAUUCAAUCUUGUUCUACGAUCGGAAUCACCUCGAUCACGAGCCGAAAGCUUACCGCCAGUCGCUGAUGGAGAUGAGGGGAAGGAGAAGGACAAAUGGCUGAAGCCCGCUGAGGGUCCAUCUACGUACGUCUCAUUGCUUGGGACCGAGCCAUUCCAGCCAGGAGCUAUUCUUUCCCGGCCAUCGGGGCUUCCUUCAAAUCCUACAUUGUUAUUGCCUCCAUCUGCGAGAAGCGAAUUACUGUUGACCCCGGAGACUUUGCGCUACUUAGCCAACACGGUUGCCGAGCUCACUAAUCAAAUCCAUGAGAUUCAUCUCGCACAUCGACUGUCAGAAACACGGGCAGGACUACAGGGGCUUGAACUCAGGCGGUUGUGCGAAAAGGCGGCGGAGCUUAACACUCUAGUGGAAAGACUGAAGGGUCCGGAUCUCGAUGCUAGCAAAGCUCGUAUCCAGACAGUCCAGGAAACCCACAAGAACUUGAUGUCCAGACUGGACCGUAUGCUACAGCAUAUGAUGGACAACGCAUCACCCGAGCUUAGUGAACAUGAAACAAAAUGGUUUGAAGAGCUGAAAAGAAUGAAGCAAGAGGUGACAGGCGUAGGAAGAUACGAUGGAUCUUCCCUCUCAGCUAGGGCGGAAAUGAUACAGCGAGAGUAUGCUCGUGUACUUCCUGAUUUGAAAUCACUGUUGGAGAAAGAACAAGCGUGGAAAGCCAAACAUGCUCAAACCAGUCAGAUCCUCGGAGUUUCUCAAGCGUUUGAGUUUGGGAAGAGAUCCACCUCCGAGCAAACGAGGAUCGCUCAACUUGAACACGAUGUCAGCGAACUCGCAACAAGACUCGAUAUUACUCUUUCCAAACCUCCAGAUGCAGAACAUUGAUCUGCUCUUCUUUCGGUCUUUCAUCGUGCUGU